Molecule: messenger RNA, 1038 nt
Organism: Trichophyton benhamiae CBS 112371
Lineage: Eukaryota; Fungi; Ascomycota; Eurotiomycetes; Onygenales; Arthrodermataceae
Product: zinc alcohol dehydrogenase, putative
Exons: 5
Coding region: 1-1038 (345 amino acids)
Cellular component (GO): mitochondrion
Molecular function (GO): oxidoreductase activity
Source: RefSeq, a predicted model, not a curated record
AUGCUCUCUCUCAAUAUCCCGAGCUACUCUGCGCCCUCUGGCUACCAGCUCUCGGAGCUGCCAAAGCCGGUGCUCGAGGACAGCAACGAUGUGAUCAUCAGGGUCCACGCCGCCAGCAUCAACCCCAUCGACGUCAAGAAGGCAAACGGGAUGCUGAAGAUGGCGAUGGCGGAUACGUUUCCCUACAAGAUCGGCUAUGACUGCGCCGGCACCGUAGAAGAAGCCGGCAGCAGCGUGAGCCAUCUGAAGGCUGGAGACGAGAUAUACACUCGGCUGCCAGAAGCCUCUCGGGCGAAAGACGUUGCCCUGAAGCCCCCGUCUCUAUCAUUCGCGGAUGCUGCAUCUAUCCCACUGGCGGCAAUGACAGCACUGCAGGCACUGCGACGCUACGGCGGUGACCUUGCAGGGAAAACUGUGCUGGUCCCCGCUGGCUUGGGUGGAACGGGGUUGUUUGCCUGCCAGCUGGCUAAGCAUGCGUUCAAAGCCGGCAAGGUGAUUACAACAGUGUCAACGUCAAAGAUACCCAAAGUAAAAGAGCUGCUGGGAGAGGACACUGUCGAUGAAAUCAUCGAUUACACAAAAGUAGACCCCAAGGAUGCAAUCCCGCCCGGUACGGUAGACUUCCUCUUUGAUACCAUGGCUAAUGCAAUGGAAUAUUUGAGCUUGAUGCGGCCCAAGACAGGCCACAUUAUCUCAGUGUCGACUGCUCCGUCCGGUGACCAGCUGCAGGCCUCUUCUUUGAUGCAGCUCCCCCAUCGGCCAGCCCUCCCGAUACCGAUCAAGCUCGCCCUGAACGCUAUGGACAGCAUUCGCAAGUUCCGGGCCCGUCGGUAUGGUGUUACCUAUUCAUACAUGUUUCUCGAGUCGAGCUGCAAAGACCUGGAGGAGUUGAGAGACCUCGUUGAGUCUGGUAAGCUGAGGACGGUUGUGGGCACGACCGCCAGCUUGAGGGAUCUCCAGGCUGUCCGGGAGGCGUGCCAGAUAGUCUACAGCGGUCGCGGUGGCCUUGGGAAGGUAGUUAUCAAUGUCGUUGAUUGA